Molecule: messenger RNA, 603 nt
Organism: Capsaspora owczarzaki ATCC 30864
Lineage: Eukaryota; Filasterea; Ministeriida; Capsasporidae
Exons: 1
Coding region: 1-603 (200 amino acids)
Source: RefSeq, a predicted model, not a curated record
AUGCCCCCAAAACGCACAGAAAUGUACAAGAAUCAGACUUGGAAAAACCCAGACCAGCCUCAGCGCAACCAGCGCCGACCUCAGGCGGGGAGCCAGGCGACCGAGGGGAGCAACGAGCCUCAGCAGGGAAACCAAGAACCUCAAGAACCUCAGCAGGCAACCCAACCGCCUCAGCCUCAGCAGGGGGGCAACCAGGCGCCUCGGAACCCAAGCCAGCCUCAGCAUCCUCGACCUCGGAGGGACCAACCACCUCAGAGAAGCCAAGAGCAGCAGGGGAGCCAGGAGCUGCCAGGAAACCAAGAGCCUCAGGUGACCCAGAGCAACUCAAACCACCAGCGCCAUCGACCUCCGACGAGGGACCGAGCGCCUCACGUUGAUCAAGCACCUCAAGUGAACCAGGCAACUCAGGACGUGUCUCUUCCCCAGAGAUCUGAAGGUACUUCGAGGUACGUGCCUCCCUACAUGAGGCAUGAAAGUACUUCGAGGGACCAAAACGAGACUUCUCAGCAGAGGUACGUGCCUCUCCCCAUGAGGCAUGACAGAAACACUCCGAGAAACCCUCGAGGAGACCAAAUCCCUCACAUGACGUUCUUCCGACGCUGA